AUGUCGUCCGAGAACUUGCUCCCCAGACCGCCGUACGACCCUCAGCUGGUCCCGGCUCUGGAACGAAUAAAUCCAUACCCUCGAUCUGUAGACGAGAUCGUUGGAGGACGACAGCUGCGUGCCGCGUUGAUGGCGCCCGUGCAAGCAGCCAUACGUAACGACGAGGGCCUGCUGGUGGAGGAUCGCACGAUCCCGGGACCAGGCGGCGAGCUUCCCCUCGUCAUUGUCCAGUCUCGGAGCCCGAAGACGGCCAGCGGCGAGCGGCCGGGGAUCGUCUACUUCCACCCCGGCGGGAUGGUCAUUGGAGACGCCUUUCUCGCGAUCGAACCGUUCGUCAGGAUCGCCAGGGAGCUCGACGCCAUCGUCGUCAGCGUCGAGUACCGGCUCGCUCCCGAGCACCCAGCGCCCGCGCCCCAGGACGACUGCUACGCGGGGCUGGUCUGGACGAGCGAGCACGCGGCGGCGCUCGGCAUCGACCCCGCCCGUCUCAUGGUGGCGGGGGUGUCCGGAGGCGGCGGGCUCGCGGCGGGCGCUGCGCUGAGGGCGCGCGAUGACGCCGCGGGUCCGAAGCUCUGCGCCCAGCUGCUGGUGUACCCGAUGCUCGACGACCGCGACACGGGCGUGUCCAAGAGGCAGUUCAGGAACGACACAGCCUACGACGCCACGGACAACCAGGGGGCCUGGACGUGCGUGCUGGGCGACAAGGCGGGCGUGGAGGGCGCAGACGUCAGCCCCUACGUCGCGCCGGGCAGGGCGACGGACCUGUCCGGCCUGCCGCCGGCGUACAUCGACGUCGGGACGGCGGAGCCGUUCAGGGACGAAAACGUGGCGUAUGCGACCAAGCUGUGGGACAGCGGCGUGCAGGCGGACCUGCACGUCUGGAGCGGCGGCUUCCACGGCUUCGACCUGAUGGGGCUGGCUGUCGGAAGCGAGGUGGCCAAGGUCGCGCUCGAGACGAGAAUGGGAUGGGUCAGGCGAAUCUUGGGAAAACGCUAG
Colletotrichum graminicola M1.001 is the source of this 996-nucleotide messenger RNA. RefSeq lists its product as uncharacterized. The coding region runs from base 1 to 996 and encodes 331 amino acids. The transcript has a single exon. Lineage: Eukaryota; Fungi; Ascomycota; Sordariomycetes; Glomerellales; Glomerellaceae. The record is from RefSeq and is a predicted model, not a curated record. Gene Ontology annotation, molecular function: hydrolase activity.